Messenger RNA from Erinaceus europaeus (western European hedgehog), 6289 nucleotides. RefSeq names its product adaptor related protein complex 4 subunit epsilon 1 (gene AP4E1). Gene Ontology annotation, cellular component: membrane coat; AP-4 adaptor complex. Bases 63 to 3266 code for a protein of 1067 amino acids. Gene Ontology annotation, biological process: intracellular protein transport; receptor-mediated endocytosis. The record is from RefSeq and is a predicted model, not a curated record. The transcript is spliced from 20 exons. Lineage: Eukaryota; Metazoa; Chordata; Mammalia; Eulipotyphla; Erinaceidae. Gene Ontology annotation, molecular function: cargo adaptor activity.
CGUGCGGGCGGCGGGGCUGGGGCCGGGCAUGAAGCCCUGUGGCGACACUGGCGCGGGCGGCUAUGAGCGACAUUGUGGAGAAGACCCUGACGGCGCUGCCGGGACUCUUCCUACAGAACCAGCCGGUCGGAGGGGCCGUGGCCGCCAGGGCGCCCUUCUGCUCGCGUCUGGGCAGCCUGGUCCGGGGCAUCACCGCGCUCACCUCCAAGCACGAGGAAGAGAAGUUAAUCCAGCAGGAAUUAAGUAAUCUGAAAGUGACGGUUUCUGCUCCUACUACAACACUGAAAGUGAUGAAGGAAUGCAUGGUGAGACUUCUCUAUUGCGAAAUGCUUGGGUAUGAUGCUUCGUUUGGCCAUAUACAUGCAAUCAAGUUGGCUCAACAAGGGAAUCUGCUAGAGAAAAGAGUAGGUUAUUUGGCUGUUUCUUUAUUUCUACAUGAAAAUCAUGAACUCUUGCUUCUCCUGGUGAAUACAGUUGUAAAGGACUUGCAGAGCACUAACCUGAUAGAAGUAUGUAUGGCACUUACUGUGGUCAGCCAGAUUUUCCCUCGGGAAAUGAUUCCAGCUGUUCUUCCAUUAAUAGAAGAUAAACUUCAGCAUUCUAAGGAAAUAAUACGAAGAAAAGCUGUUUUGGCAUUAUACAAAUUUCUUCUCAUUGCUCCUAAUCAAGUACAGCAUAUUCAUAUUAAGUUUCGGAAAGCACUUUGUGACAGAGAUGUUGGAGUCAUGGCUGCUUCUUUGCACAUAUACUAUAGGAUGAUUAAGGAGAAUGCACCUGCAUAUAAAGAUUUGACUGGGAGUUUUGUAACCAUUUUGAAGCAAGUAGUAGGAGGCAAGCUCCCAGUAGAUUUCAAUUACCACAGUGUGCCAGCACCAUGGUUACAGAUCCAGCUCUUGAGAAUACUAGGACUUCUAGGAAAAGAUGAUCAAAGGACAAGUGAAUUAAUGUAUGAUGUUCUUGAUGAAUCCUUACGAAGAGCCGAAUUAAAUCACAAUGUCACAUAUGCUAUUUUGUUUGAGUGUGUGCAUACAGUCUAUUCUAUUUACCCCAAAUCAGAAUUACUUGAGAAGGCUGCCAAGUGCAUUGGAAAAUUUGUUCUGUCACCUAAAAUAAACCUCAAAUACUUAGGACUGAAGGCGCUAACUUAUGUUAUCCAACAGGAUCCAACUCUGGCUCUUCAACACCAGAUGACGAUAAUUGAGUGCUUAGAUCAUCCUGAUCCCAUUAUUAAAAGAGAGGUAAAGCCUCAGGCAUACAAGUCUGUUAAUAUUUUUGAAGACUAUAUGUUAGUGAAAGAGAAGCACAGCAUCACUCUGCCACAUGCAGUGCUGGGGACUGUGCUAAAGGCCUCAUGCAUGGGAGUCCGUGUUCCGCCUGCUGUGCCACAUCCUGGGCCAGUGUUGGGGGAGUAUUCCUACCUUUUAGGUAAGGAUACAGCAGAGGAAGUGAUAACCAAACUCUACAAGUUACUGCUGAGUGACUCAGUUUCUUCAGAGACUAAAGCCUGGUUAUUUGCUGCUGUAACUAAAUUGACAUCCCAAGCUCACUCUUCUAAUAUAGUUGAGAGAUUAAUUCAGGAAUUUACAGUAUCUCUAGAUACUUGUAUGAGACAGCAUGCAUUUGAAUUAAAACAUUUGCUUGAGGAUGUGGAACUUAUGAGAAAUUUGCUUCCAGUUGAUAAGAGUUGUGAAGAUAUGGUGGUAGAUGCUUCUUUGUCUUUUCUGGAUGGUUUUGUGGCUGAAGAACUUAGUAAAGGGGCAGCACCGUAUAAACCUCACCAUCAACGUCAGGAGGAAAAGCUUUCUCAGGAAAAAGUUCUCAAUUUUGAGCCAUAUGGACUUUCCUUUUCUUCAUCUGGCUUCGCUGGACGACAGUCUCCUGCUGGUGUUUCUCUUGGUUCAGAUAUAUCUGGCAAUAGUGCUGAGAUGGGGCUGAAAGAGACAAAUAGCUUAAAGCUAGAAGGUGUAAAGAAACUAUGGGGAAAAGAAGGCUAUCUUCCCAAGAAGGAAAACAAAACUGGUGAUGAAACUGAAGCUCCGCCUAAUCCUCAGGAAGCUAUAACAAUGGAAAAUGUAGAUCAAAUUGUAACAAAAAAGGACCAAUCUCAAGUCCUUACCCAAUCUAAAGAAGAGAAAGAAAAGCAGCUGUUGGCAUCAUCAUUAUUCGUUGGGCUUGGAUCAGAAAGUUCAAUCAAUUUGCUAGGAAAAGCAGAUACUGCCUCUCACAAGUUCAGAAGGAAAUCAAAAGCCAAGGAAACCAAAAGUAGAGAAACAACCAGUGCUCAGGAUAUGCCCUGUUCUUCCUUGGGCUCUUCGUCGAGUGUCACUUAUGAAGAAGACUAUUAUUUGGAUAAUUUGCAGGGUAGAGUAGACACAGAUUUAGAGAAAUUUUCUCUCAAUUCAGAACUUUUAGAUUCUGACACACUCAAAGAACAUCCUCUGGUUGAGGAACUCUCAAAUUGUAGUCUGUCUACACCAUCGUUAUUUGCUGAUAGCAACAUGGAAGUUUUUCAUCCUCCUGAAUCCAUUGCAGCCUCAAUUGAUAAUGAACCCUCUUUAGCUUCUUCUCUGUUGGAAGAAGCUACUGAACAUAUGUAUUCAGAUCUUACGGAGGUCUGUAAUAAUGAAACCAUAUCAGUGUCUGCUUACAAAAUUUGGAAAGAUGACUGCUUGUUGAUUGUCUGGUCAGUUUCUAGUAAGAGUGGUGUGGACUUAGAAAAUGCUAAUUUAGAAAUUGUUCCUGCAGAAAAUUUCAAGAUCACGGAGCAACCUGGAUGCUGUUUGCCUGAAGGAGAAGCAGAAAGCACCAAAAACUUUCAGUAUAGUGUACAUAUGGAAAAACCUUGUACAGAAGGAAAUCUUUCUGGUUUUGUAAACUAUCAAAUGAUGAAUACUCAUUCUGCUCAGCUUGAAUUUUCAGUAAACUUAUCGCUAUUAGAUUUCAUUAGACCAUUAAAAAUAUCCACUGAAGACUUUGGCAAACUUUGGUUAUCCUUUGCAAAUGAUGUGAAGCAAAAUGUGAAAAUGUCAGAAUCUCAAGCUGCUUUGUCUUCUGCCCUAAAGACCCUGCAACAGAAAAUAAGAUUUCACGUUGUUGACGUUAUAGGCAACGAAGGGCUGUUGGCCUGUCAGCUGCUACCGUCAAUCCCUUGCUUGCUGCAUUUCCGAGUUCACGCUGACAUCGUAGCUCUGUGGUUCAGAUCUUCCUGCUCUACUCUUCCUGACUACUUACUGUAUCAGUGUCAGAAGAUGAUAGAGGAAUCCUAGCAGAAACUCCACUUGUAUCUUACUCCAUCAAAGUGAUCGGUUUACAUAGAUAAGACUUAUUUACCAAAGUAAAAAAGAUUUCAUGGUACUUUGAAUGAAGUUGGGGAUUAUUAUACUUGUGGUGUUAUGUAUUUUCUUUGGUAGAUCAAGAAAGAUCCCCAAGAAAUGGUAACCCUAAUCUUUUACUCAGGUUUGUACAGUCUGUUUGGGUCUCAAAAUAGUGGCCUAAGCUAAUGUUAUAAACUGCUAAUUUAUAUAUCAUUUAGUGUAGAGGGACUGAAAAUAUUUAUUUUGUUAUGAAUAAUUUUAUAGCAAAUUUACUCUACUGCUGGUGAUAUAUAGUAAAGCCAAGUAUCGGUUCUCUGCAUUAGGAAGAGGAACAUGGAGUUGAUAAUCCCAAAUCUAAUUUAUAAUUGACUUUUGAAUGCAAGAUAUGCUUUUUGGUAGGCAAGUCACUGCUUUCAGUUUUUUCAGUUUUGCUCAGAUUAGUGUUGAGCUACUUUGGCACAUAGCACACAUUAACAUUUCAGGAGAUCUGUGAGCAAGCUAGGUAAGGGAAGAUUCAAUCUGUGAGACAGUUUUUAUUCUCUCUCUCUCUCUCUCUCUCUCUCUCUCUAUAUAUAUAUAUAUAUAUAUAUCUUGUACUUGCAGAUAAUUUGGCUAUGAAAUGUGUAUGUUUUCUACUUGCAUUUAUCUUUAAAAUUCUAAACGAAUCACUUCAUUCUUAUUUUAAAAUCUCAGACCCAUUUAUAUAUUAUUAUAGAAAAGCAAACCUCUUUUUUUAUGUUUCUUUAUUGGGAGGUGUUAAUAGUUUACAGUCAGCAGGAAAAUACAAUAGUUUAUACAUGUGCAACAUUUCCACAUAACAAUACAACCCCCUCUAGGCCCUCUGUCAUCAUGUUCCAGGACCUGAACUCUCUCCCCCACCCCAGAGUCUCUUACUUUGGUGCAGUACAUCAACUCCAGUCCAAGUUAAAAGCAAACUUCUUAAGUGCACUAGAGAAAAAUUAUGACAAGUAUUUUGUGUUACCAAUUAGGCCCAUUUGACAGAUUAAAAUCUGUGGAUAAAGUAUAAAUGCCAAAACCAUCUUUUCUAGACUUUAAACUCACUAGUGCUUGGUACAAUAGAAGAAGCAGUCACUGUCUUAAGUAUGCCAUAGAAUAAAUUGUGUGUAGAUAUGUCAGGGAUUGAAGCCGGGGCCUCAUACAUGCAAGGCAUGUGCUCUACCACUGAGUUACAUCCCUGGCCUAAAAUAAAUUAUUUUCAUGUUAUAGUUGUGUCUCUAUGGCCUUUAUCUGUAAAAGAAAAGGUUAAACUAGUAUGAAUGAAGGUUCAGAAUUUUGAGCUUGUACAUUAAUGUUAAAAACUCAAAGAGUAUUUUAUAAAAACAUAUGGUGCUGUGGAAAAUAUUCAUUAUUUCACUCUGAAUCUUCACCCUGGAGAAUAUUCAGGUAAUAGUUUUAAGUCAUUGCAUUUAAUACUCUGUCUAGUUAGUAUGGAUUAUUACAUCGGUGUGGAAUCUGGUUUCAGUUUAUUUUAUUAAGCGUAGCUCAUAGAGAUGUUGAGGGGGUUCCCCAGACUGAUAGAUUUCGUUGCCACUUAUGUCUGUAGAGUUUUCCUUCUUAAAAACAAAACCAGUAUUUUAAUUUUUUAAGUCAUUCACUUAAAAAUAAUUCCUUGUUAAUUUUAUGCUUUUAAGAACAUACAGUAAAACCUGGCCACAAGAACAGUAAUAAGUGAGUGGAAUUUCCUAUGUAAAAGGUUUCUUCUUUUAAAUAGAAGAUCUCCAUCCUCAAGCUCCCAGAAUCCCCAUGGCACAGAGAAUGCGCUGUCUCUGGGGGGUGUGGUGGAUACUGGUAGCUAGCCUUAUCAGCAUCUUCUUUAUUCCUACCUCUAUCAGUAGCACCACUCACCCCACCUGAUUCUGCUGCUGCUUUGACAAAGAGAUAGGAUGUGACCUCUCACUCUCAAGGAAUGCAAGUCGUGGUAGAGACAGAGCCUACAGAACUGUCUAGUGGUGGGAGACUUAGAAUAGUCUGGGAUUCAGCUUGAAGCGUGAUUUUGGGGUCUGACAAAUAAGACAUGUUGUCACUGUGUUCUUUCAGAACCCGCUAAGUAAAAUGUAGCAGUAGCAAGGUUUCUACUGAAAUGUUUAGUAGAAUGUUUACAAUUUUUAUAUUUUUUAUAGUUUUGAAAAACAGACUAGAAGAUAGAUUUUAAAGAAUUUUGGGACAGUAUAUAUUCUGCUUGAGCUAAUUCAUUGCUUUUGAGUUUUUGAAUCAGCCAUCACCAGCCUUAUUUUGCUCAGUGGGAGAUGUGACUAUACAGUAGAGAGAAUGAUUCUGUGCGUAGAUCAUGUCUGCACCUUAUAGUCAUAAUUUAUUCAGCUAUAGGAACAACAUCUGGAGUAAGCACUAGCUAGAGGAGGAUGUUCAGCUGCUUGAGCUGGUGCCAGGCAUCUGACUUAAGAAUGGAGGUGGUAGUGGUUAUGAAUCUGGGGGAGGAUAAAGGGACGAUGUGAAAGCCUUAAAGGCAAGUGGAGGAAGGAGACUCAGUCUCUCACUAGAAUAGUCCCUGUGGAGGCAAGCAGCCCUGGAUAAGGGUGUUUGUUUGUAAAUAAACUGCAGAUGGAAGAUGAGUAGUUAUGAAUGCUCAUGUGCCAAGCAUGAUAAGUACAACGUAUGCUCUGCAGAGGAGCCUUAUUUUAAGUGAUAUUUCAUUGUUUGAUACCAAAACAGUUGUGAUGAGAAUGCAGUGCUUUUUGUUUUGUUUCAUGUAAGUAAUAUUUUUAAAAUACCAAUCUAUUUGUCUUAUUUUUUUAUUGAUAAAUGUGGUCUUUGAUGAUUGUGAACCAUUGAAAAUGCACUGAACCUAUUCACAUGUCUUUUAAGAUGUUUUGCUGUGCUGAAAUUUUAGAAGGGAAAAAUAUGAGUAACAACAGACAUUAAUUAUCUUAUUUUACAGUUGCAUUCUGUAAUUUGAAAAAAAUCAGUUAAACAUGUAAUAAAUACUGAGUGAUCUA